AUGCCGCAAACAGCAAGAAUUCCGACCGCUCUAUGGGAAGCUCAAAGGGCACGCAUAACUGAGCUGUACGCCGAUCAACACAAGACUCUCGACGAGGUUAUCCAGAUCAUGGCGGAAUCUGGCUUCCAUGCUACGAAGGCCCAAUACAUUCGCAAACAUGCAAGCGCUUUAGUCGAGAAGCGUCAGGCAGAGGGAAAAUUAACGAAACUCAGCAUUAAUGGCAAAGUUAUCUCGGAGAAGAGGCGAAAGAAAGCACUGAGAAGAUACCGCGUUUCGCAGGUUGAAGAAGAAUUCGCUAAUACUACCGCCUGUGGGGUGGUUGCUUGUACACCGCCAUCUUCGAACUCCAGGGUCGUUCUCAUCAACGGCCUCCCCUGGCUGAAGUUCCGAGAAAGCCUCAACAGUCUAAUUGAGAGUCGAACACCACUAUUCAGUCCAAACCAACAAAAUGGGACACUUGACUUCUGGGAAGUGGCAAAUAAAUUGCUAUCCAGCGUCCAUACCACCGGGAAAAUGAUUACUGGAAGUCUCCCAUUGCCAGAGCCACCAAGACCUGUCUCCGACAAUCUUUCGAAACACCUUGACGUAGAAGGAGAGCGGCUGUUUAAACUGGUGCCAAUGUUGGAUAAUCCUCUGGAAAUCGUCCAACACCAAGAGCCACCAUGGUUAAAUAUUUUCAACUCGCUGGUGUUUCUUUGCUCCAAUAAUAUGAUGGAAACCAAAAGCUCCGCCUACGAGCUUCUCCAGGUCGCCAUCUCGAGUGGCUUUCUCAUUAAGAUGAAGCGUUUAUUUGCAAUGAGUGUACCGACACUCGAAAUAUUUGCAAGACACCUUCUGUUUGUGGCGCUCCGAGUUCAAGGAAGCAAAGGAAUAGAGCUCCUGCAUUUCUUACUCGAGUCUGGGAUCAGUCCCAAUAGCAUUGAUCCAAAUGAUUGCAGAUACUCUGCGCUUCAAAGAGCCGUACAAGAAAAGAACCGGGACGCCGUUCAACUCCUCCUUCAAAUUGACGCCGAUCCAAAUGGAAAAGUACAAUGCACCGGAAACUUCACUCCCGAGAGCCCUCUCAAUAACGCCCUGAACCGGGAUGGUGAUGGAGAAAUCGCAAAAAUGUUAAUUGAAUCAGGGGCAGAUGUCAAUUUCGGAUUUGACAAGCCUUUGAUCAAAGCUGUCAAUUAUGGGGACUUGGCCCUCGUAAAACUCAUGUUGGAAGCUGGAGCAGACCUAAAGAUGCUUCCGGCAGAAGGUCUUUGGAUGAUAUACUCUGCAAUCAAACGUCAGGAAUUGAGUCUGGUCAACAUAUUGAUUGAAGCGGGAGUGAGCCCGAACUUAGUGAUCGACAAACUUGACGAUAAGGAUAUCAAGUGUCUGGAACAAGAGUUAGGCUCUUUCAACACGAACGGUAUUAGGACGCCUCUCCAUUACGCAAUAUCUUUUCGCGAUGUUGGAAUCGUCAAGCGUCUUAUCAAAGGCGGCGCAGUCCUGGACAUAUUCAUCGAUCCAAGAAUGCUUAAGAAGACGAACAUAACUCUGCCCACGAAUGAAAUAUUGACUCCUCUUCAGAUGUCAAUCCAGGAGGAUGAGCAUGAAAUCACCAAAAUCUUGUUGGAUGCAGGUGCAGGCGUUGACUUCCGACAUCCAGCUACUGGGACCGCACUGCAGUUAAUAUGCAGCUCAGAAAUGGAGGAAGGAGAGAAGAUAGAGUUUACUGAAGUCUUAUUGGCAAAGGGGGCGGACAUCAACUCUCUGCCUGGCGAGUCUGCAGGGAGAACCGCAAUGCAGGCCGCGGCAGAAUCUGGGAAUCUUGACCUCCUAAAGCUACUUUUGACGAGAGACGGCAAUCCCUUUGCCUCUGCCGCUAAGAAAGAUGGGUUGACAAUUUUCCAAGCCGCAUUGAAGUCGCGAUCUGCUAAGCUUGUGACCUACGUAUUGUGGGAACUCGGGAGUCACCAUGGAUGUCUCAGUAUCCUCGAUGGAACGAACUAUCUAGAGGAAGCAGUGUCAACAGGCGACAGGCGAAUACUAGAUAUAAUAAUGGAGUUCUGGAGUUGUCAUGGGCUACGUUGGCCGAGAGAGUUCGUUUCAUCGGCCAUAAAAGCCGCCAUCCGGGAUGGCUUCACGCACUUUAUUCAUGUUCUCGACACUGCCUCAUUUGCCAUCCCCGAAGAAAAUGCCAACUCUAUGAUUUGCGAAUCUAUCCGGAAUGGUAACAAAAGAACAUUCGAUUGGCUGAUAGAAUGUUUCGCCGGGGCCGAGUUGGAUCUUGCCCAGCCUGGAUGUCCAACAUCUCUUUGGCUAGCAAUGCACCAAGGGGAGUAUUAUAUGGCGGAACAUUUACUCAAUGCUGGCGCCAAUUCCAACAAACCAUCACUGGUAGUAUGUCGCAACUUAUGUCAUCAUGAUACCGGAACCGAAAUGCCAUUAAAGCAGGCAAUAUGUCGAUUCGAUAACAAGUUCAUAGAAUUACUCACUAACAAUGGAGCAAACAUACAUUGCUUAGUUGAUGGCAGCCUAACACCGCUUCUCGUUUCUCUCGAGAUGAGAAAUGAGGAUGCUGCCAGUUUUCUUCUCUCAAAAGGAGUAGAUCCAAAUGUGGUCGGCAUAUCCGGUACAUGUACCGCUCUUGGGCUUGCUCUUGAAAAGGUUGUCUCGCUCUCAACCGUCCAGUUACUUAUUCAACGUGGUGCAGAUGUUAACAGGCCUUCCAUGUGGGGUACGCCACUUGAACAAGCCGCACGAGACUCUCGGCAAAAUGAUCAUUUCGAGAGAUGCCGAUUACUUCUGGCAGCAGGCGCCGACGUCAAUGCUUCUACCGGAAGCACUGCACUGGAAAUAGCAGUCACCAGAAAUAUGCUGGGGCUGGCUAAGCUCCUGAUUGAGGCAGGCGCAGAUGUCAAUGUACCAAAAGCUGGUACGACAGCACUUGAAGUGGCGGUUCAUAAUGACAACACAGAUCUGGCAACACUUCUUGUCGAAGCUGGCGCCAGCUUGAACACUUCCUCGGUUCAAACCAGUGCACUCAAAUUGGCUGUCAGCAAUAAUAACCUGGAACUCGCCGCACUCCUCCUUGCAAAAGGCGCUGAUAUUAAUGACUCGACAGUGGGGGCUACUGUACUUCAGAGGGCGGCCAAUCUAGGUAACUUGGAAUUGGUAAAGCAUCUCAUUGAUCGAGGUGCCGAUGUUGACGCAACAGCCCCUGGAAGUUUCGCAACAGCUCUUCAGUUCGCCGCGAUGAAUGGCAGCAUUGAGAUCGUUAAGCAUCUAGUCAAACAUGGGGCCUCGAUCAAUGCAGAAGUUAGUCCUUACUACGGUGCAACAGCUCUCGGGCUUGCAGUUGCCCAUGGCCAUACUGAAUCAGCCAUAUAUCUGAUCGAAAAAGGAGCUUCAAUCGACAAAUGUCCCUCUGCCGAUGGUGCAACGCUUCUUCAGUUCGCCGCAAAGCAUGGGAAUCACGAAAUUGUGACCUAUCUGGUUGAAAACGCAAUGGCAGUCAAUGCAGAACCCGCGACUAAAAGAGGGGCAACCGCUCUUCAAUUUGCGGCGAUUAAUGGUAAUAUCAAGAUGGCUAUUUUCCUUGUCGAGAACGGGGCUCGCGUCAGCGCCAAAGGAGCAGAGGUUGAUGGGAGAACUGCACUUGAAGGAGCGGCAGAACACGGCCGACUUGACAUGGUCCAUCUUCUGUUGGACAACGACGAAGAACCUGACACGAUUGAGGAAAGGUGUUGUUAUGCAGCAAAGUUUGCAGAGGCUCAAGACCAUGACGUGAUUGCUAGGAUAUUGAGGAACUACAAGAGGCCGUGA
Molecule: messenger RNA, 3798 nt
Organism: Fusarium fujikuroi IMI 58289
Lineage: Eukaryota; Fungi; Ascomycota; Sordariomycetes; Hypocreales; Nectriaceae
Product: related to ankyrin
Exons: 5
Coding region: 1-3798 (1265 amino acids)
Molecular function (GO): protein binding
Source: RefSeq, a predicted model, not a curated record